AGGUGAGUGCCUUUGGUUUUCUCUUAACAGGAAUUUGGAAAAGGAGGCCUACCAAGAUGCCGGAGGGUGGUAAAGCCGGAAAAGUCCUAACCCUCGAGGACCUCAUCGCAGCCCUAGAUCGACAUGAGAAGACCCCAAGUAAUGUUCCGAGGGUUGAGACCUUCCACUUUGAUGGGGAAAGGGUCUCAGACUGGCUAUACCUUGUGGAGCAGGCGAUGGUGGGAUUGUCAGAUGAGGUGAAAUUCCAACGUAUCAUGAGGUACGUGCUCCAUAGGCACCAUCAGGAGGUGCAAAAGGUUUUGGAUGCCGCCCACGGCAGUUGGGCAAGAUUCAGGGAGAACAUGCUGCGCAAGUAUCGGUUGGGUGAUGGAUUGCUUACCAUCCAAGAUCUUGAGGGAAUGAACAAGGAUGACUUUACCACGAUAGGGGCCUUCGUACAAGAAUUUAAGAAGAAGGCAAGGAAAGUUUACGGGAUCUCUGAGGAGAGGCAGUGCGCUAUCUUUCUGGGACUGCUUACUGGGUCAGAGGCGGCCGAACUGAUAAGCCAUGGAGGAGGCAGCGCAAAGCUUACUUGGGCCACCAUCGACAGAGGAGUGGAGGAUGGGAGUUUAGACCAGGUAAAGCAGCAUCAGAUGCGUCUGCAAAGGAGGAAAAGGAAGGAAAGGGACGUUACUGCAUCAGGGACCCCGGGGGUGAAGAGGAUCAUCACUGAUGUACUUGCGGCAUUAGGUUAUGGCCAGGAUGCCGAGGCGCAGAGAAAGGCGGUAGCCGUGGUCCAAGGCCGAGGGAAAAAGGUGGGGGAUGAAGGCGCCGGGCAAGAGGAUUACGGCCUGACUUUUUAUAAGGCAGUCAUGGAGAAGGGCGGGCGGGGCACGCGGCCACGACAGAGACCUCUCGGGGCAUCCGGAGGGGGGGAGCAGCGUGGGCCCUUCAGGAGAGAGCUUACACCCGUGUUUGAUGACGACAACAUCGAGCUUUUCCUGGACGCCUACCGAGAGCAUGCAACCCGGAGAGGAUGGGACGUGUCUGAGAGGAGAGAGGCAACUCGCCAGUGGGCACGUGAGACGGGCCAGGCGAUUGAGGGUGCAGACGAGGCGAUAGAGGUUGGGGAGCUGGGUUUUGCCGCCACAAGAAGGGCUACCGAGUGGGUAGACAAGGAGAUAAAGCAGACAUCCAUCGAGACCUUUCAAAGGUACUCCCUGCUUAGUGACGAAUUGGCCCUCAGGAAAGACGAGGUGGAACAAUUGACUGCCCAACUCACGGAGGAGAGAGCCGAGAACAAGGCCAGGCAGGCUCGCCUGGAGGCAAAGGAGGCUGAGUGGGAGGCAAAACUCAAGGAAAUGGCGGCCGCAGUAGAAAAGCUUACCGCCACCAAGGUAAUCGACUGGGCUGAGCAGAGCAGGUAUGACAUCCAAGGCAAGGAGGUGCAAGGGUUGUUUGGCCAAGAGGAGGCAGCAGAGGCAUCUCGACAGGAGAAGUUGGGGAAGGUAUUUCUAAACCCAGCUGAGGCCUAGGCAAGGAAGGAAGCCAACAAGGAAAGCUUUGAGUUCAAGGCUCCUACUAAGCUGGCUUCACAGCAGG
Molecule: messenger RNA, 1581 nt
Organism: Chara braunii
Lineage: Eukaryota; Viridiplantae; Streptophyta; Charophyceae; Charales; Characeae
Source: the annotation of a GenBank genome assembly